UUGUCAGUUUACUUUCUCGAUCCCAUCUCUCUUUCUGUCACUGCUCUCCCUUCUCUGCUGUCUUCUUUCUGCUACUGCUGCUACAGCCGCCGUCUGCCCUUUAAAGCUUACACUUAGGCUUUGCUGUGCUGUGACGGAGGAGUCCACUUUGGCUUUAAGUGGAAAGUUUUAGUCUCAAUAAGAUAAUUGGGUCAUAACAACACAAAAGAGCCAAUAUGCUGCAGGAGAUUCAGGAGAUGGGCUCACAUGUCAAGGAUAUCUAUGAUUUCCUCGUAGCAGGAAUUGAUCCACGGAUCGCAGGUUAUCCUCUGAUGCAGAGUCCUAUUCCCAUGACUGCAAUAUUGCUGUCCUACCUGUUCUUUGCACUGUACCUCGGACCUCGCAUAAUGGCCAAUCGCAAGCCCUUCCAGCUCAAGGAAGCCAUGAUAGUUUACAACUUCGUGCUAGUGGCUUUGUCAAUAUUCAUAGUGUAUGAAUUUAUGAUGUCUGGAUGGGCCACAACAUAUUCUUGGAGAUGUGAUGCAAUUGAUACCUCUAACAGUCCUCAAGCACUACGAAUGGUCCAAGUGGCGUGGCUCUUCUGGUUCUCCAAGAUUAUUGAGCUGAUGGACACAAUCUUCUUUGUGUUGAGGAAAAAGCACAGUCAGAUUACCUUCCUACACAUCUUCCACCAUUCCUUCAUGCCCUGGACGUGGUGGUGGGGAGUUAGCUAUGCUCCAGGCGGAAUGGGAUCUUUCCAUGCCAUGGUGAACUCUUCCGUCCACGUUGUUAUGUACUUCUACUACGGCCUUUCUGCUGCUGGACCACGCUUCCAGAAGUUUUUGUGGUGGAAGAAAUACAUGACUGCCAUUCAGCUGAUCCAGUUUGUGCUAGUAUCACUCCAUGCUACCCAGUAUUACUUCAUGGACAGCUGUGACUACCAGUUCCCUGUGGUCCUCCACCUCAUCUGGAUGUAUGGCACCUUCUUCUUUGUGCUGUUCUCCAACUUCUGGUUCCAGGCUUAUGUGAAGGGUAAGCGUCUGCCAAAACAGUGUCAGAACGGCACAGCUGUGUACACAAAUGGCAAACACUACGAGAAUGGCACCAGUGUGAAAAACAGCACUACCAAUGGUGUCUCACAUGGAGUUACCAAUGGCACCACGGCUGGCAUCAAAAACGGAGUUACCAACAGCAUUAAAAACGGCACCAGCAAUGGCUCUGUUCACAAUGAGAACGGCAGCUCUUACAUGGGCAAGAUGAAGAAGGCCUAGGAACUCUGGACAGAAAAGUCCAAGAUAUAUGGCCCAGUGAACCUGAUAAAAUUACUAGAGAUUCCAAAUAAUUUGCCUGUUUUCUUUGCCUGUUUUUCUUUUAGUUUUCUAUGUUAAAUGUGGGAGAAUGAUGUGGUCAGUGACUUCCACAGCUGGGGUCCCAAAUUUUGGUUGGUUGGUUUGUUUAGUUUCUUUGCAUUGGGGAACCAUUUAUGGAACACAGUGUAUGAAGAGAAGAUGUUUUGACUCAAGUUAUCUUCACUGAUGUUGCAAACAACCUCCUAAUUCAGUAUCACUUUGGUGGCCUUUCACCACACUUGUCUUCACUACUUCUGACCCCCAUGUCCUCCUGACCUGCUGUGGACAGAUGACUGUACAGUUUCUAUCAAACUUGAAGAUGCUUUUUUUUUUUUUUUUUUUUUUGUAAAUAGUUUUA
This is a messenger RNA of Archocentrus centrarchus (flier cichlid), 1686 nucleotides long. RefSeq names its product ELOVL fatty acid elongase 1b (gene elovl1b). The transcript is spliced from 8 exons. Lineage: Eukaryota; Metazoa; Chordata; Actinopteri; Cichliformes; Cichlidae. Gene Ontology annotation, biological process: fatty acid elongation, saturated fatty acid; fatty acid elongation, monounsaturated fatty acid; sphingolipid biosynthetic process. Gene Ontology annotation, cellular component: endoplasmic reticulum; endoplasmic reticulum membrane. Gene Ontology annotation, molecular function: fatty acid elongase activity. The coding region runs from base 216 to 1250 and encodes 344 amino acids. The record is from RefSeq and is a predicted model, not a curated record.